Molecule: messenger RNA, 10353 nt
Organism: Microtus oregoni (creeping vole)
Lineage: Eukaryota; Metazoa; Chordata; Mammalia; Rodentia; Cricetidae
Product: bone morphogenetic protein receptor type-2-like
Exons: 13
Coding region: 33-3152 (1039 amino acids)
Biological process (GO): BMP signaling pathway; protein phosphorylation; cellular response to growth factor stimulus
Cellular component (GO): signaling receptor complex; plasma membrane
Molecular function (GO): transforming growth factor beta receptor activity; ATP binding
Source: RefSeq, a predicted model, not a curated record
CUUUGCCUUCCUGCUUCUUGGCUGGCCCAGGGAUGACUUCCUCGCUGCAGCGACCCUGUCGGGUGCCCUGGCUGCUAUGGACCGCCCUGCUGGUCAGCACUACGGCUGCUUCCCAGAAUCAAGAACGGCUGUGUGCAUUUAAAGAUCCCUAUCAACAAGACCUUGGGAUAGGUGAGAGCAGAAUCUCUCAUGAAAACGGGACAAUAUUGUGCUCCAAAGGGAGCACGUGCUAUGGCCUGUGGGAGAAAUCCAAAGGGGACAUCAAUCUUGUGAAACAAGGGUGUUGGUCUCACAUUGGGGAUCCCCAAGAGUGUCACUAUGAAGAAUGUGUUGUAACUACCACCCCACCCUCUAUUCAGAAUGGGACAUACCGCUUUUGCUGCUGUAGUACAGAUCUAUGUAAUGUCAACUUUACUGAGAAUUUUCCACCUCCUGAUACAACACCACUCAGUCCACCUCAUUCAUUUAAUCGAGACGAGACAAUAAUCAUUGCUUUGGCAUCAGUCUCUGUAUUAGCUGUUUUGAUAGUCGCCUUAUGUUUUGGAUACAGACUAUUGACAGGAGACCGGAAGCAGGGUCUUCACAGCAUGAACAUGAUGGAGGCCGCAGCCUCAGAGCCGUCUCUGGACCUGGAUAACCUGAAGCUCCUGGAGCUGAUUGGACGGGGUCGAUAUGGAGCAGUGUAUAAAGGUUCCUUGGAUGAGCGUCCAGUUGCUGUAAAAGUAUUUUCUUUUGCAAACCGUCAGAAUUUUAUAAAUGAAAAAAACAUUUACAGAGUGCCUUUGAUGGAGCAUGACAACAUUGCUCGCUUUAUAGUUGGAGAUGAGAGACUCACUGCAGAUGGACGCAUGGAGUAUUUGCUGGUGAUGGAGUAUUAUCCCAACGGAUCUCUAUGCAAAUAUUUGAGUCUCCAUACAAGUGACUGGGUAAGCUCUUGCCGGUUGGCUCAUUCUGUGACUAGAGGAUUGGCUUAUCUGCACACAGAAUUACCACGAGGAGAUCAUUAUAAACCUGCAAUUUCUCAUCGAGAUUUAAAUAGCAGAAAUGUCCUGGUAAAAAAUGAUGGCACGUGUGUCAUCAGCGACUUCGGUUUGUCCAUGAGGCUAACUGGAAACAGACUGGUGCGCCCAGGGGAAGAGGAUAAUGCAGCUAUAAGUGAGGUUGGCACAAUUCGCUAUAUGGCGCCCGAAGUGCUGGAAGGAGCUGUGAACCUGAGGGACUGUGAGUCCGCGUUGAAGCAGGUAGACAUGUAUGCGCUGGGGCUGAUCUACUGGGAGGUGUUCAUGAGAUGUACAGACCUCUUCCCCGGUGAAUCUGUACCAGAAUACCAGAUGGCUUUCCAGACAGAAGUUGGCAACCAUCCCACUUUUGAGGACAUGCAGGUUCUUGUGUCGAGAGAAAAACAGAGACCCAAAUUCCCAGAAGCCUGGAAAGAAAACAGCUUGGCGGUGAGGUCACUCAAGGAAACGAUCGAAGACUGCUGGGACCAGGACGCAGAGGCUCGGCUCACGGCACAGUGCGCUGAGGAGAGAAUGGCCGAGCUUAUGAUGAUAUGGGAGAGAAACAAGUCUGUGAGCCCCACGGUCAACCCCAUGUCUACGGCCAUGCAGAAUGAACGCAACCUGUCACAUAAUAGGCGUGUGCCAAAAAUUGGGCCUUAUCCGGAUUAUUCUUCUUCCUCGUAUAUUGAAGACUCCAUACACCACACUGACAGCAUUGUGAAAAAUAUUUCCUCUGAGCAUUCGAUGUCCAGCAGCACGCCUUUGACUGUAGGAGAAAAGAACCGAAACUCAAUUAAUUACGAACGGCAGCAAGCACAAGCUCGGAUCCCCAGCCCUGAAACAAGCGUCACCAGCCUGUCCACAAACACAACCACCACAAACACCACGGGCCUCACUCCGAGUACUGGCAUGACCACCAUCUCUGAGAUGCCGUACCCAGAUGAAACCAAUCUGCAUGCCACGAAUGUUGCGCAGCCGAUUGGGCCGACCCCUGUCUGCUUGCAGCUGACGGAAGAAGACCUGGAAACCAAUAAGCUAGACCCAAAAGAAGUUGAUAAGAACCUCAAGGAAAGCUCUGACGAGAACCUCAUGGAACACUCUCUCAAGCAGUUCAGUGGGCCAGACCCCUUGAGCAGUACCAGUUCCAGCCUGCUUUAUCCACUCAUAAAGCUCGCAGUGGAAGUAACUGGGCAGCAGGACUUCACACAGGCUGCAAACGGCCAGGCCUGCUUAAUUCCUGAUGUUCCGCCCGCUCAGCUCUAUCCUCUCCCUAAGCAACAGAACCUGCCUAAGAGACCCACUAGUUUGCCUUUGAACACCAAAAAUUCAACAAAAGAACCCCGGCUAAAAUUUGGCAACAAGCACAAAUCAAACUUGAAACAGGUAGAAACUGGAGUUGCCAAGAUGAAUACAAUCAAUGCCGCAGAACCUCACGUAGUGACGGUGACUAUGAAUGGGGUGGCAGGGAGAAGCCACACUGUUAAUUCCCAUGCCGCCACAACCCAGUAUGCCAAUGGGACGGUGCCGUCUGGCCAGGCGGCCAACAUAGUGGCACAGAGGGCUCAAGACAUGCUGCAGAAUCAGUUUAUUGGUGAGGAUACCCGGCUGAAUAUUAAUUCCAGUCCUGAUGAGCAUGAACCUUUACUGAGACGAGAGCAGCAAGCUGGCCAUGAUGAAGGGGUUCUGGACCGUUUGGUAGACAGGCGGGAACGGCCCCUCGAAGGGAGCCGAACUAAUUCCAAUAACAACAACAGCAAUCCGUGCUCAGAACAAGAUGGACUUCCACAGGGUGUUACAAGCACAGUUGCAGAUCCUGGGCCAUCGAAGCCCAGAAGAGCACAGAGGCCCAGUUCUCUGGAUCUUUCAGCCACAAAUAUCCUGGAUGGCAGCAGUAUACAGAUAGGUGAGUCCACACAGGAUGGCAAAUCAGGAUCAGGGGAAAAGAUCAAGAAACGCGUGAAAACUCCAUACUCCCUUAAGGGGUGGCGCCCCUCCACGUGGGUCAUCUCCACUGAACCCCUGGACUGUGAGGUCAACAACAAUGGGAGUGACCGAGCAGUCCAUUCUAAAUCUAGCACUGCUGUGUACCUCGCAGAAGGAGGCACUGCCACCACCAUGGUGUCUAAGGAUAUAGGGAUGAAUUGUCUGUGAGAUGUUUCCAAUCUUAUGGAGUGAAAUUAUUUUUUUGCAUCAUUUAAACAUGCAGAAGACAUUUAAAAAACAAACUGCUUUAUCCUCCUGUCAGCACCCUUCCCACCCUACACCAGGACUUGCUUUAAAUAGAUUUCAGCUAUGCAGAAAAUUUUAGCUCAUGCUUCCAUAUUUUUUAAUUUUGUUUUUUAAGUUUUGCACUUUUGUUUAGUCUUGCUAAAGUUAUAUUUGUCUGUUAUGACCACAUUAUGUGUGUGCGUAUCAAAAGUGGUCUCAAAAUAUUUUUUUAAGAAAAAAAAACAAAACCAGUGUAUUGCUGAUAAUCAGUUUGGACCAUUUCUAAAGGUCACUAAAGCAGAAGCAGGAGACGGGCCCGACUGCAGUGGUGUCCCGGGCACAAGCUCGUUCCUGUGUCGUCUGUUGGACAUUCUUCUCUCGUGUUUUAUUUGAGUGUGCAAUAGUCUUCAGACCACAGAGAAGCUUUCUUAGCAGCUCUCCCUAGCAGGGCACACAUUCUUCCACUGUUGAAACCUGUCCCCCAUUCUUCGAUAAGAUGAACAUUUUCUGGCUUCCUCCUUAGGGAGAAUGCAUAGAUACUGUUCCAAGGGCUCCAAAAAGGACUCACCAAGACCUUUCUUGAAAUGCCUUUGUCUUUUAGCCUUCCAAAUACUAAGUGUUUCCUUCCAGGCAUUUUAAUAGGCAUAUUUGGUUCUGAUUUUGGAAGUUCAUAAGAGAGCAUAGAACAAAAUAGAAGAAAGCAAACACUAGCCAUUUCCAUUUUAUUUUUUCUAUGUAUGUUCAUGUUCCAUAUUCGUUUAUUUAAUAAAUACUUUUUAUCAGAAAAUUUAUAGAGCUAAACUUAAGUGGAAUUUUUAAGUAAGUAGAUGGGCAAGGCGAUGUAGUGUAGGAACUUUGGUUUUUCUGACCAUCACAAAUUAAAUUACAUUUCCUAUUUAUAACCUCAGAAAAACUCAUAGUUUUGAAUUUAUAAUAUCUUUUAUUGUUUCCCAGCAAAGCGUGACAGCUUUAUGUGAAAACGAUUCUUCUUCCCAUGACCUAAAACACUGUGUGGAAAGCUCAGUCAGCCAGCAUGCCCAGUCCCGUGGAAGAAGGGCUUGCUGCCAGACAUAGGACUAUUGAGACAGCUAAGAUUUGCCCUCUUUCUUCCCUAACUUUCUUUGCUAAUCCUGUUUUCAUGAUUUCUCCCCUUGCCAAUUUCACAUGAUCCUCGACUUUGAGCAGCGUCUGUUACUCGUGUUGUGGCAGAACCUGCCUUCUGGUGACAGCCUACGGUGAGGUCACAGCCGCGCUCUCUCUGCUUCUCCUUUUGUCACGAGUGAUCCGUAAACCAGGCUCUGUCUUUUAAUGAAGCACUUUCUGUCAGAUAUGGAUUUUCCUUAAACAUUGUUUCCCAGCCAGUUUGCAAACAAAAGGUUCUCAUGUUUUCAGAUGCUCAAAAUUCUUAUUGUGCAUUAUCUGAUUAAGUUUUAAUUUUUUACAGGGGGGAGGUAAAAAAGUUAAGUGUAAGUCUCCAAAUUCCUGAUCUCAGUUCUGGUGUCCUGAACACCAUUUUCUCAUUUGAAACCCUCUGCCCUCACGAUUUAACUAAAGACGGCCCCUUUCCCAGCACACUGUCCACAGCACUUGUGACUUCUUUGACUUGCCAUCUGCUGCGCUGCUUUGAUGUGACAACAUUUAAAGCAUUUAUUCAGCUGGGCUGCUGACUGGAGUCUCAGUCCUUGGAUUAAGAUGGUCUUAUUCUCCCGGGACUCCUUUCUCCCCUUUGUGCUUUCUUGGCCCCUCUUCUGGGUCAGAUUUGUCUUGUUUUGUUUUGGGUUGGGUUUUUUUCGUGACAGAGCUUCUCUGUGCAGCUCUGGCUGUCCUGGAACUCACUCUGUAGACCAGGCUGGCUUUGAACUCAGAUUCUUAAAAUAAAUUUUGUCUUCUGACAUCAGUUUAUUUCAGGUAGUGACCAUUUUUUUAAAUCUAUGUAACAAAUAACUUUUGUCUUUUACUUCCUUGUCUGUCCAAAUGUCUUUGAGAUGCAUUUCAGGAUUUUUGUUUUUUUCAGUUGUCGGACAACUUUAAAUCAAAAUAGAUUAUAUUCCUUCUAUCUCUAACUGAAGCACUGAGAAUAAAUGUCCCCCGGAGGUCCAGCUGGUCCUUCUCUUUCAGAAAACUGCCUUACAUUCUAAUAGUUUAUAUUAAGGCCAAUCACUUGUGAAUUUCCCAACAGUCUUCAAUGGUUAAUACAUUUAUGAAAUGCUUUAAAAAGUAGUAUGCCAGGUUAAAAGAGAAAGGGUAUCGUUUCCAAUCUCAUGCAGAUAUGUUUAAAACAAAUAAUUCCUUUCACUGAUACAUGGUAACUGCUUGACAAAUAGGAAUAGCAGAAAGCAUAGGUCCUUUUAAUAAAUGUUGGAAUUUAUAAUACAGAGCACUCAAAAAUCCCUUUUUUUUUUUUUUUUUUUUUUUUGGUUUUUCAAGACAGGGUUUCUCUGUGGUUUUGGAGCCUGUCCUGGAACUAGCUCUUGUAGACCAGGCUGGUCUCGAACUCAGAGAUCCGCCUGCCUCUGCCUCCCGAGUGCUGGGAUUAAAGGCGUGCGCCACCACCGCCCGGCUCAAAAAUCCCUUUAAUAACUUAAUUUACUUGGUCACUUUAUUUAUCUGAUUCUUGAAGCUGAAGCUGAAUUUACCGAAGAUUUCACAUAAAAAUUAAUGUUGGGCCUUUUGAUUAAAAGUCAUUCAGUUCAAAAAUAUUUCCCUGAACAGUAUUAUAAUCUUUAAAGAAUCAUAACAGGACAUUUUCUUUAAAAAAUGCCAUUUGUGGGGCUGGAGAAGCAGCAAGGCAGCUAACGGUGGUUUCUGCUUUUCCAAGGACCCAGGUUGAACUCACAGCAGCUCCAUGGCUGGUCACAGCCUCCUGACGUGCACAUAACUAAAAAAUAUAAAGAUCAAUCCUAAAGUCCUAAUCGUAUACCAAAAGUAAGUAAUGGAAAGAACUUGAUUCGAAUUAUGUAUAGAAUAAAGUGAUUUAAAUAGAAACCCUAAAACAUUUAAAUGUAUAAUUUAAAACCACUUUUACUGUGGGCAUUGUGAAAGGACAUACUCUGAAAACUGGCAUCUACACGCACUAUAUUUUCAUCUUCACAGCAACCAUAUUUUAAUUAAUUUUCAUAUUUUACGAACAAGGAAACAUUAAGAGACAAUAGCUAAUUUGUCCAAGUUUACCUAGGGUGAAAUCCCAGGUUCCUUUCUACACAUCUCUUUCAUCCACACACGGUCUACAUCCGUGGACAGAUGUGUGAUACACUGACAUUUUUACUCCAGCAGACUUGUGGCUUGUAUAUAAGCCACGCCAGAUAACUUAAUGGCUUGAGAAGUUAGGUAAUCACUAUUGCUUAAGAGACAGUUACUGAUUCAGUACAAAAUUCAGCCUACCCCCUAAAAUCAUGUCACUUUUCUUCUGAUACAUUGCAGAACUGAAGGAAGCUGAGGGAACAGAGACCCUAAAGUGAUCCCAUAUUAGAUUUGGAAAAAAGUUUAAUAUAAGUUUUCAGUCUUCUCAACCCUUUGACCCCAUCUGUAAAAUUUCGGCUUUAGCAAAUGUUAGAAAAAAUGUUAAGUCAGAGAACCAAAUAAGACGUAUAUGAUGUAGAAAAACACAAAAUUAAUACCCUUUAUUAUUAUUAUUAUUAAUGUUUUGCUUUUUCGAGACAGGAUUUCUCUGUAGCUUUGGAGCCUGUCCAGAACUAGCUCUUGUAGACCAGGCUGACCUCAAACUCACAGAGAUCCUCCUGCCUCCGCCUGCCCGGCUGCUAAUACCCAUUUUUAUAAAGCAGGUUGUCAUAGCUUCCUUACAUGUGUGUAUUUGUUCCAGAAACUGUGUGUUGGUUCUGAAUGAGAAAGUGGAGAAAGGACACUCAGAUCCAGUGGGAUUUAUCACAAAUUCUGACAGAUAUUUUUAUUUAAAAUAUUUCCAAGUUUGAUUUCUGAAUCCCAAAGGAAUACCUGGUAGGCUGCAACUGUUACAUUGCACAUUUAGUCUCUAUUAACAAGUCAUUUAAAAUGAAAAAAAAUUCAAUAAACGUUUCUUGUUUCCAUAUUUAUGGACAUGAAUAUUUCAUUGCGAGACCCUCAUAGUAUUUGAUAUUGUAUUUUAUUUUAUACCAUAUUUUUAAAGCCUAUGUUGAACUUAGUACCUGUCAUUGUGUAUGUUAUUACAUGACUAUCCACAGAUUUUUUUAAAUAUAUACAUAUACUUACUUUAUAUCCUUAAUUCCUUAAAAGAUAGAUUCUUCACGCAUGCUAGCUGAUGUUCUAGACCUGCGAUUUCGGGAAGUGUGUGACACUCCCUUAGAGACCCCAGGAAUCUUUUUUUAAGCUAUGAUAACUUUCAAUAUUCACACCCUUGACUAACAGCGGGGUGUGGUGUUUUUUGUUUUCCAGAAGAUAAAGUUGCAUUUUAACCUUUUUGUUUAGAUUAUGAACUAUGCAAACUUUGUCCACAAACUACCUUACAUGAUCCCUUCCUAACCGUGCUGAUUGAUUAGGUCAGGCUGGCUGGUUACCUCCUGGGCAGGCCUCCCCCCGUGUCAGGAGAGUUUUCUUCAUACCUGUUCUGUCUCUCACAUGUGAUUUUUGUGUUCCUCAUACUUCACAGGGAAAAGAGAAUAGAUGGUCGUCCUCUCUGUUGCUCUUAGUCAGCUUCGGGCUUCUCGGCUAACCCUGUUCAUCAGAUAAAAUUGCCCCAGUUCCUUUAGGUCUUUUCUCAUCUAUUUUAAUGACUUUAUUUAUAUUUAAAAGCACAUAAAAUUCUAUGUUAUAUUCAAGUGAAUUGCUCCUGUUAAUUUAUAGCACAGCAGUUUGAUAGGGUUCAGAGUACAGAUGUUGCCAUUUGACAUUGAAUUAAAUCAUCAUACCACCCAAAAUUCAGCACUUAAUUUUGUAGUAGCUACAUUUCUAUUAAAGUGUAUGUUAUGAUUUUAUAUCUGCACAGGUAGAGCUAAAAAGCCAUGCAUAUAAGCAUUUGUAAUUGUGUGUCAUUUUUACUAAACUCGCACCACGUCACAGGGAGUUUUAGUAUUACGAUUGAGCCACAACAAAUAUUGUACAUUUUUCUUCAUAUCAAAUACUGUAUUAAACACUAAAUGCAAAAUUAACUUUCAAAAGCAGACCCUACAAAAAUCAGGUAUUAUCCAUGCAUAUUUUUGUGUUUUUGUAGACCACUUUUGAAAUGCUUACCAUUGUUUUUGCAGCAUAGAGUGGAUGGACUGAGACAAUUUUUAUUUAACUUUCAAGUAGUUAAAGUUGGGUGUUUGCAUAGAAAGUAAAUUUUCAAAUUUUAUCUCAUGGCAUAUAGAUUUGAAAGUAAAUAUUCAAGAGGCUAUACUAUAUGUUAAAAUUAUGCCCCAAAUAAAUCUGUUGAAUCUUCUGUAGAAUUCCAGUUUUAUCAUCACUAUGGUGUUUGAGGUGUUUCUAAUGAACGCUGUAAGCACACACGUUCAUUUGUAAAAUUUAGUUUGGAGCCCACAUCAAAAUCCGAGCAGAAGGAAUCUUUAGAACUAAAUUGCUUCAUUAGGAUGUCCAGUUUGUAUUUUAAAGAAAAUUGACUGUACUUGAAAUUACGGCUUAACUGUUUUUCUUCUUUUUAAAAGACUCCCCCAUUUUAUUUGUGUUUUAAAUUUCAGAAACAUCUCAUGGUUUGAAUCACCUUUAGACAUAGUAUUACCUAAAAUCUCAGGGCGCCUUCCGUCUGUUUGUACACGGACACCGUCAGUUGAUAGCAAACAAGCAAUUAGGUCUAGCUGGAUAUUUAAAAGUGUUUGUUGCAUAGUAAUGUGUCAUCCUAUUAUUUGACUUAAUUCACAUCAACAUGAUAUUUGAUUUCAUUAAUCGUAAAAACUUGCCCAGUUCUGUAAUUACUGAAUAGAAGGAAUGACUCAACCAAUUGGCCGCGUGGUUUGGCAGAUUUAAGCCUUGGAGUUAAAACACCGGCUUAAACACGUUCUGUUCUUGGUUCCGUGGUUACAUGUGAUGGAGCCAGUGUUUCGUUUUGGUUUGUGGUUGGGUUUUUUUUUUUUUUUUUAAUAAGAGAGCUUAGGAAAAGUAAUUCUGAGAUAGAAUUUUCUUAAGAGAUAAUUAACAUUAUAAAACUUUCUUCUGAAAGUGAGGUCAUGACCGCAGCUGUAGUGAUGGCUUUGAGAAGGUGAUCUAUGGCAACCGGUUUUCACACUGGCAGAGCCAAACAAUUUUUCUUUAAGUCAGAGAAACUUAAGCUCUAAUUGGUCUGCUGUCUGUUUAAAUCUUAGCAGUGGAGUUGUUUGUAGCCAGUCUCUUGUCUCGGGCUCCCUGCCUUGUUAUCAGUCUUAAGUAUAUAAAAGAAACACUUGUAAAGAUGUAUAAGAGGAAGAAAACUAAUGACUAAAAAAUGCAAUUCAGAGCAAUUAGGUUUCAAUUCAAUAUUGAGUUGCUGACUUCCGUGGCUUUUUUUCUUUCCUGGUAACGUUUAUUUAUUUAAGCGACAUUGUAUGUUAUGUCUCCAUAUCUGUAGAGCUUGUAUUGUAUAAGUGUUUGUGUAAGCUGGAGUCAUCCAGAAUUUUCUGUUGCUAAUUUUUCAAGUGAAUUUCAUGGAUAACUGUAAAAUACACUAACUCUUAGGUUGUUAUAGCUGAAACGUGGAGAUGUAUGUGUGGCUGCCGUGUUUUUUUCUGAACAGACAGGAGAAACACCAGCUGCCGAGUAUUCACUUCUGGGGAGGCUGGCGAGGCCGGCUCCUCCUUGGAACCCUCUUUCUUGUUAACGGGUAUCUUCUGUUGGUGUAUUUUGUUCUUACAUUACAGAUAGAAAGUCGUGUGUGAGUUUAUGAAUAAUUACUUUCAGUUAUUUUGCUUUUGUAUAAGCCAUCUGAGAGCUUGCUAUGCUGUAAAAGUUGUGUUUGAUGGAGCAGUGUGAGUACGAAUUAAAGCGGAUCACUUUCUUUUGUAUUAUCUAUGGAUGCCACUAUGAACGCUGACAUUAAGCCACUAAAGAGUUUUCUAUGAAUAAGUGUAAGUAAAUGCUUUGAUAUAUAUAAACCUAAAUAAAAAGAUUGUAUUGAGACAGAGACAUUGGCAAAGGAAGUUUUAAGGCAGUUCUUUAGGUUUAAAAAGGCUUGCUGUAAAAUGGUGCGUUAUUCCAUUUAUUAAAGAUCAUAUUAAUGACA